Arvicola amphibius (Eurasian water vole) is the source of this 7794-nucleotide messenger RNA. RefSeq names its product kelch like family member 24 (gene Klhl24). The record is from RefSeq and is a predicted model, not a curated record. The transcript is spliced from 8 exons. Gene Ontology annotation, molecular function: protein binding. Bases 251 to 2053 code for a protein of 600 amino acids. NCBI's taxonomy places the organism in Eukaryota, Metazoa, Chordata, Mammalia, Rodentia, Cricetidae.
CGGCAGCCAGAAGCCCGGCACGGCCUCGGGCGUGGGGACCGGGCGGGCAACGAGCCCCGCGGCGGCGAUGCACUUUGGACGGAAACGUCCGGAGUGCUGCGGCCUCGGAUCUGGAGUUUCCGUGGGGUGUGGAAAUUUAAACAACACAAGUAUUUUGCCUGGAGCUUUGGUCAAACAAAUGCUAAGAAGCCACAUAAAGAAGAUCCCUAGCAGCCAUUUCUCAACCGUAAUAUAGUCACCUGAUGUAACAAUGGUACUAAUAUUGGGACGCAGACUAAACAGAGAGGAUCUUGGGGUGCGUGAUUCCCCAGCAACUAAGCGUAAAGUUUUUGAAAUGGACCCCAAAUCUCUGACAGGUCACGAGUAUUUUGACUUCUCCUCAGGAUCAUCCCACGCUGAGAACAUACUCCAGAUAUUUAAUGAGUUUCGAGACAGCCGCUUGUUCACAGAUGUUAUCAUCUGUGUGGAAGGAAAGGAAUUUCCUUGCCAUCGAGCUGUCCUCUCGGCCUGUAGCAGCUACUUUAGAGCCAUGUUCUGUAACGACCACAGGGAGAGCCGAGAAAUGCUGGUGGAGAUCAACGGCAUCUUAGCUGAAGCUAUGGAAUGUUUUUUGCAGUAUGUGUAUACUGGAAAGGUGAAGAUCACAACGGAGAAUGUUCAGUACCUCUUCGAGACCUCCAGCCUCUUUCAGAUUAGUGUUCUCCGUGAUGCGUGUGCUAAGUUCUUAGAGGAGCAGCUUGAUCCUUGCAAUUGCCUAGGAAUCCAGCGCUUCGCCGACACCCACUCACUCAAAACACUCUUCACAAAAUGCAAGACCUUUGCGUUACAGACUUUUGAGGAUGUGUCCCAGCAUGAAGAAUUUCUUGAGCUUGAUAAAGAUGAACUUAUUGAUUAUAUUUGUAGCGAUGAACUUGUUAUUGGGAAAGAGGAGAUGGUAUUUGAGGCUGUCAUGCGCUGGGUCUACCGAGCUGUUGAUCUGCGAAGGCCACUAUUGCAUGAGCUCCUGACUCACGUAAGACUCCCUCUCUUGCAUCCCAACUACUUUGUUCAGACAGUUGAGGUGGACCAGUUGAUCCAGAAUUCCCCUGAGUGUUACCAGUUGCUGCAUGAAGCAAGACGGUACCACAUUCUUGGCAAUGAAAUGAUGUCCCCGAGGACUAGGCCACGCAGGUCUACUGGCUAUUCAGAGGUGAUAGUUGUGGUCGGAGGCUGUGAACGAGUUGGAGGAUUUAAUCUUCCAUACACUGAGUGCUAUGAUCCAGUAACAGGAGAAUGGAAGUCCUUGGCCAAGCUUCCAGAAUUUACCAAAUCAGAGUAUGCCGUCUGCGCACUAAGGAAUGAUAUUCUUGUUUCAGGUGGAAGAAUCAACAGCCGUGAUGUCUGGAUUUAUAACUCACAGCUAAAUAUCUGGAUCAGAGUUGCUUCUCUAAAUAAAGGCAGAUGGCGCCACAAAAUGGCUGUCCUUCUUGGUAAAGUGUAUGUUGUCGGAGGCUAUGAUGGGCAAAACAGACUUAGCAGUGUAGAGUGUUACGAUUCCUUUUCAAAUCGUUGGACAGAAGUUGCGCCGCUUAAAGAAGCAGUGAGCUCUCCAGCAGUGACAAGCUGUAUAGGAAAAUUGUUUGUGAUUGGUGGAGGACCUGAUGAUAAUACUUGUUCUGAUAAGGUUCAGUCUUAUGAUCCAGAAACCAAUUCUUGGCUACUUCGUGCAGCUAUCCCAAUUGCUAAGAGGUGCAUAACAGCUGUCUCUCUGAACAACCUGAUCUACGUUGCUGGUGGACUGACCAAGGCAGUGUAUUGUUACGACCCAGUUGAAGACUACUGGAUGCAUGUACAGAACACAUUCAGUCGACAGGAAAACUGUGGUAUGUCUGUGUGCAAUGGUAAGAUCUACAUCCUGGGUGGAAGACGAGAAAACGGAGAAGCCACAGACACUAUUCUCUGUUACGAUCCUGCAACAAGUAUCAUCACAGGGGUCGCUGCGAUGCCCAGACCAGUGUCCUAUCAUGGCUGUGUGACUAUUCAUAGAUACAAUGAGAAAUGCUUUAAGCUCUAAACCUGGGGUACCUCACACAAGAAACCACACAGUCCAAGAGGAAACUUUUAAAGUAAGAACACAUCGCCUUUGUGCUGUGUGGAAAAAGAAAGAAAGAAAUAGCCCUGAUGCCGUUUUCCAAAAAUAACGGUAUUUCAAGCUGUAAUAAGUUCUUUCCUGUAACUGGGGGUGAGGGCUGUUAAAAUCAUGGCGGUUAAAGCCAGGCAUAGUAGUGCACACCUUUAAUUCCAGCACCCAGAAGGCAAAGGCAAGUGGAUUUCUCCGAGUUUGAGUCCAGCCUGAUCUACAUAACAAGUUCUAGGUCACCAAGGGCUACACAAUAAGACCUUCUCUUCAAAAAAAAUAAUAAUAAUUGGCCUAUGGAUAUAUUUUUGCAUCUGUGAGAAACUGUGUGGGGUAGGAAAUGACAUCCAGCUGUAAACUUCUUAGGGAUUUGUGAACCAUCUUUUAGGAAUGUUUCUUUUUUUUUUCUGUUAUGUAGAGAAAAAUUGUAUGACUGAAGCUUUAUUUACAUUGAAUUGCCUGAUGUUAAGAAUGUUUAGCAUUCGUUGUAAGGGGAAGAAACGAGUUUUAAAUACAUCUGUCACUGACUUACCCAUACUGGUUAAUUUCAUUGAAGGUGGUUUUUUUUUUUUAGCUGUAAAAAUGUAGUGACAAUUCAGCUACCAUAAAACAUCAAAUCUAAUGACUUCAUAGUCUAUUUUCUGUUACUAAAUACUUUUUUGUGAGCUUAUGUAGGAAAUAUAAAAGGAGAUUUAAAUCAUACAUUAGUCUCUAAGGAAAAAAUUUAACUAUCAGAGAAAAAAAAUGUGAUCCAGUUUGGUUCUCAGGGUAUUUAAUGAAUCAUCUGUGAGUUCUUCACUGAAGUCCUCCCUUAAAAGCUAGCAGAGGAGUUGAAUUCCUUUUCCAGAGCCAGGAUGUGGGCACACCUGUCUCCAGGAUCUGGACAGUGCAUCAAAAGAAACCAAAUUGGGACUGAAGCGAUGGCUCGGUGUUUAAGAACACAUACUGCUUUUGCAGAGAACCCUGGUUUGGUUCCUAGUAUCAGUAUCAGAUGGUUCACAAAGACCUGUAAUUCUAGUUCCAGGGAACCCAACACUCUCUGGCCUCCCUGGGCACCUACAGGCAUGUGGUGCACAUAAAUUCACACAGACACACAUAUGUACAUUAAAGAAAUGAAUCUUUAAAAAAGAUAGGUUUGCUCCCUACGAGCCCAGCAGAGUUGACCUUCCUAGUUUGAUGCUUUAUCGAGUAUCUCUUCCCUGACUUCUGAGCAUCUACCAGUCCUAGGAAUCUCUACACCAAUUCCUUAAUAGCCUAGAGCAGAGGCCACUCUUUCCAGUGAGGCCACUUGUUUGUAAGUUAGCGCCCAGCCACGCUGGCCAGCAGCAGUUCCGGUCUUCUGAGCAAGAGCUCUUAUUGAGAACCAUUGUAUAAAAUAUUGAUCAGCAUUUUAAAAUUUCUAUUAAAAGUUUUUUUCCUCUAGGUUUUUCACCACUGUUUUAUAAAGCUUACCUGUUUUCAAAGGGAAAUUCAAAAGUUUUUUUCUUAAAAAUGUAAGUGGGUACAACAGGAACUGUCAUAACUAAUUACUGCAACUUCAUAACUAAUUACUGUAACUUCUGUGUGGACAGAUAACUAUUUACAGUGCUGUGGCUCUCUCAGGUGGCUUGCUAUGUUUAAUGUCCCAGUCACCAUUGUCUCUCACACCACAAUAUACUCCCUGUCAGAGACUAUAAUAGUGUCAUUAGAGCUCUUUUAAAAUUAAGUUAAUCAUCAAACGCCUACCAUUGACAAACUUUAUUCCUCAUCUUAGCAUAAUACAGACAUUUCUUAAGAGUCAGUGCUUAAUUGGAAUAUAAAUUCUGAGAAAAAUACUAGAAAGUACACUUAUCCAAGUCAUAAAUUUUAAAUGAUUUAACUGAUAACUAUAUACGCAAUUCUGAAAACAAUUAUCUGUCAGUUGAGAGACAGCUGAUGUACAAUUGAGAUAUUUGUACUGUAAUUUUAUAGUAAAUACCUGCAUUAUACUUUUGUUAGAUGAUGGAAACUGUUUAAUUCAGAAAUUCUUAACAGUAAAGUGUGUGAACAACAGUGUUUUGUAAAUGCUUAGGAUUCUACAAAUGAUAAUUGUUAUUCUCAUGUAUAUUUGUAAGAUUGUGUCCAUUCAUAAAUACACCAUAUAAAAAAACUUUCUCAGAGUAAGUUUGUAUUUUAGUAUUUUUGUCUAUUGUAAAAGUAUUAUCUACUUGUAAUUUGUAAUGUUUAUCUUUCAUAAUCCUUGUGUUUAUUGUAGUAAAUUGGAAAAAAACCCUGAAAAAUCAGAAUUUGUUUAAACAAAUGAAUUUUUCUUUAUGUAAUUUAAAAACCAUGUAAAUUGAGUAGUUGCAAUUUAUGUUAAAAGUCACCCAAAAGUACCUCGAAUCCUAGAAAAUUAAAUUUUUAAAGCUGCCCAAUUGAUAUUUUAACUUCUUUUAAUUAUCUUUCUUAUAUUUUAAUUUCCUUUAAUUAUCUUUCUUUGCUAAUUCUUGAUAAAAGCAGUAGUGGUAAGUCCUGGUUUAAGAAACAUAAUUUUAGGGUAUAAUUAGUAUAUUAAAAGGGACAUAUCAACCAUCUUGGUGUCCUCCCAUAACUGUCAGGUUUUCUUUUGGUAGGUGAUGGUUAUGUGCACCUCUAAGUUACAUGUAUGUGUUUAUAGGUAGACAGUAUGGUUAUGUGCAUACAUCACAAACACCAAAUGACUUUUUUGAAGUUUCAUUAUCAGAAAUAGAUAAUAAGAUUAAAAAAUUAGUUGAUCAUGUUCUAUUCAAGUGCAGAAGACCAAAUUUAAACACUUCUGGAGGACUCUGUAUUUGAGACAGGAUCUCUGUUGUCUGUGCUAGCCUCAAGCUUUUGGCGGUGAUUCUUUGCUUUUUGGGGUGCUAUAGGCACAAAUGGAAGCCAGUACCUGUUUUCUAGAAUAAUCAUUUCAUCUGAAAGUCCAGAUCUGGUAACAGCAGGGUUACAGUCAGAGAGCAGACUGCUCAGAUCACAAGAGCCCAUUGUGAUCAUCUCAGCUGGAGAGAACUUGAAGGUAUGUUUUGUGAAUCAACAGAAAAUUACAGUUUCUUGUUCUUCUUGUUGUUGUUGCUUCUUUAAGACAAGGUUUCUCUGUCUAGCUGUCCUGACUAUCCUGGAACUCCUCUGUAGACUAGGCUGGCCGCGAACCUCUUUCUCCCACGUGCUGGGGUUAAAGGCAUGCACCACCACCACUGAACUACACUUGUUUUUUGUAUGCAUGUUUUCAUGAACUUGAAUCCUUUUCUAACUCUUCUCCUUGUGUGUGACGAGGGGGCCUGAGUUCCGCCUCUUCCACUAUGCUAUCCCCACUGACUUUACUAACAGAUGAAUUGGGUUCCAUAGUUGUUUUCAUGGAUGAUUGGGACCCAGGUGUUUACUCCAUUUGAAUCAGGUUUAAAAAUAUGUAAAUGCUCAGGGAGGACAUGAGCUUGUCACUGCUGCCUGUUUGGGGUGCUGUCUCUUAAAUAGAGUUGAUGACUCUAGACUAAAGUUCUUUGAGAAGCUUCACACAUGGCCAUGGUUGAACAUUCAUUCAUUCUACUUAGGAUGACAAUGCUUUGUGAAUUGAUAGAUUCUCCUGGUUAGUAUGAAUUGUUUAUGUAUCUCCAGUCAUACUCCCAUUUUCAGAAACUCAGGAAAGACAAAGGUUGUUUUCUGCUUUUGUCCAUGUCCAAACCAGGUGUGUGCUGCUUUUUCCUGAUCUGACAAUAGAUUUUAACAAUCACUUUGAGAGCCCAUCCAUGAAGAGAGGGAGUUAUCUUCUGUGUUCCUUUAACAUCUUGGGAUAAAUAUGUGAAAAGGCUACAUACUCCAGACUUUAUGUGGUACCAAGUGAUAAGAUGAUGUCUAGAGGUUUCCUGUGGACCGCUUUGUUUCAUAGUCAGUCCAAGACACUACUAGUUAACAUGACUUGACCUUGCUAGACUUAGUUUUGCGAAGCUGAGUACGGUGGCAGUGCCUGUAAUUCCAGCCCUAAGGAGGUGGGGCUUGAAGAUCAGGAGAGUUCAAGGACAGCCAUGGCUACUAGUCAGUUUGAGACCAGACUUAGCCAUGUAAAAUCUCAUGUCAAAAUAAUAAUGGAAUUGUUCAACAUUCUGUAGAAAGCUAGAAUUAUAUCACUUCACCCAUUAUUGUGUUAGGUAAGUAAGCAACUCAACGAUACUACAUAACCGAAUGAAGCUAUCUGGCUGACCUGUAGGGCAGUAGAUUUGAGUCACUAAAUAUAGCCACACCUAAUGCACAUCAGACACCACUCCCAAGAGUGUAAACUUAAACUAAUGAUACCAGAGUUGUUUUCAAAACGUUGUAGACAUUUUAAAGUGUUUAUUUGUGACUAGGUUGGAGAGAUGGUUCAGCAGUUAGGAGCACUGGUACUUCUCUUGGAAACAAUCUGGGUUAGGUGUCCAAGUACUUUUCAUGGUGGUUCACAUGUGUCUGUAACUCAGUUCCUAGCAUAGCAAUACCCUCUGGCCUCCAUAGGCACCAGGCACACAUAUGGUGCACAUACAUGUGCAGACACUCAAUAGUACAGGCAAAACAUAUACAUCAAAAUAAAUGAAAAUAUUAAGAUAUUGUAUAUGAAACUUUUUACGUGUGUAAUUAAUAAUAUUAAGAUAUUAAGCUUACGUAGGGCUAAAGGUGAUCCUAAGUUUUUAAAUAGUGAAGUCAUAACUUUAUAUAUCGUUCCAAAGAAGUUUUGUUUUAAUUUUUGUGCCUUAAACCUCAGUGCCAUUUCAGUCAGAUAAAACUCAGCAUACAUAAACAGCAGGGCUGCCUCCUGUGCGGUAUAUACACUUUUUUUGGGAGGGGGGGGGGCUUUUAUUUUUCAUUUUUGUUUUGGAAACUGGGUUGGUUUUAUCUUUGAGUCAGAGUCAUAUGUAGCUCAGACUGGCCUAGAACUCUUGCUGAAGAUGAUCUUGAACUCCACUUGUUCUUUCUGUAUCUCCUAAGUGCUUGGAUGAUAGCAUGUGCCACCAUACCAGGCUGUUCUUGUGUGUGGGUUGGUUGAUUUAAUGUCGCCCUGGCUAACCUGGAACUCAGGAUGUGGCCAGGCUGGCCUUGAGCAAUGGCAGUCCUGCCUCUGUUCAUAUGUGCUAGGAUUAUAGGCUUGGGCCAUCAUACCCAGCUGACCGGAAAUUCUUUGUGAGUUUCAACUCUAUAGUUGCUUGGCAGAAAGAGAACGUUAACUAAGGUUGCUGCUUGGUUUACAUUAACUCGGUACCUAGGUGCUUUUAAAAUUCUCAGAUAAACCCUCAUUAGGCUCUCAUAAAGGUUGGUUGAAAUAUCUAAUAGUGAAAAAAGCUAGGUAUUUAUAUCUGUUAUAUCCUUACAUUAGUAAUUAGUUCUGCUCUAGGCUUUUUCUUUUGACUUUCUUGAGAAAGCACUUCUUCCUUAUCACCCCUCCUGAAGUGUGUGUUUCUAGAGCUAGCUAAGGUAAGGCUCAGAACUGAGCAACUGUAAUGUGCCUUACUGUAACUGCUACACACCCAUUGCUUUCACUUUGAAUCUUCACAAUGAAAAAGAAUGUUUUCUUUGUUCUCAGUUCAGUCGUAGUACAGUAAUGCUUAUGUGUUUGUUUAAUGGCACUUCUUCCAUAGUUGAAAGUUUUAAAAAGUUGUAUCUAAUGUCUUUUAAAUAUUACUUGACUAUAUGGUUGCAUUAAAUUUUGUUUACCAAAAAUA